Molecule: messenger RNA, 1231 nt
Organism: Camellia sinensis
Lineage: Eukaryota; Viridiplantae; Streptophyta; Magnoliopsida; Ericales; Theaceae
Product: RING/U-box superfamily protein
Biological process (GO): protein ubiquitination
Molecular function (GO): transferase activity
Source: RefSeq, a predicted model, not a curated record
ACACACCUCUCAACCCAACCCAACCCAACCCAACCCCUUCCUCUUCCCCCUCCACCGUCACCAUCGCCGCCGCCACGUAAUCAAUAUCAUGCUCGAUCCUGCUCCAGCCCCGUCGCCACAGUCGUCGUCCUUGUCUUCAUCGCCGCCGCCGAAACUUCCCGUUGAUUUCAGUCCUCCAUUGAUAGCUAUGCUAGUCAUCAUCGCCACCGCCUUCGUCGUUGUAACCUACUCGCGCCUAAUCUCGCGUUAUUUUAUCCACCAGCACCGCCGCUGGCGGCGGUGGCGGAGGCGGCGGCGCCUCCUCCGAUCCUACGUCCCUUCCUCCUCCGCCGGUGGCGAUAUCGAGUCGCCUCCCUACAAUUUGUCCUCCUUCGAUCCAACUGACGCUUUCCACUUGCUGUCUCCGUACGGACUCGACGAGUCCGUCAUCAAGUCGAUUCCUCUCUCCGUCUACACGAGGAAGAGCAGCGUUCACGAGUGUGCAGUGUGUCUUCUCGAGUUCGAAGAGAACGAUUACGUCAGAACGCUUCCGGUUUGUUACCACGCGUUUCACGUUGAUUGCAUCGAUAUAUGGCUCGGCUCGCACGCGAAUUGUCCUCUCUGCAGAUCCAGAAUAUUCCGGUCGGAAUCUCCGUUCAUUCCGGUGAUGGCCGCCAGAAUCCGGCCGAGUCUCGAUGAUAUAAUCAUCGAGAGCACAAUUCUGGAACCGUUGGAAGAAGCUCCACCGGAAUCGGACACAGCCGUCGGAGAGAUCACACAGGAACCGUCGAAUAACCAGUCGGAGGACCGAUUCAACGGCCGCGAUUUCUUGCUGAAGCGAUCGUACUCUUUCGGAUUCGAGCGAAAUUUAGGAUCGGAAAGGUUAGUUAUGGAGCCGGCGACGGCGUCGCCGUGGAGAUAUCGGCCGGGAGGAGGAUUCUGGAGCAAAAGACCGUCGCCGUUCAGUUCGUUGACGAAACCUAGGGUUUUCUCUUUCCGAUACUACAGAGGCAUGAAAUCUCCGUUUUUCCGGCGGCGAGGUGGAUUUUUUCCGGUAUCGGAGAGAUACGCCGUAGGAGGGGGAUCAUCACGACGGACUAAAUCGUUGGCGAGCCCGAUGUUCAUGAGGUCGUCGGGGGCCGGGAUGUUCUCGUCGAGCCGGCUGAGGAGCGGCGAUCCAGAGGCGUUGCUGUCGCCGGAGAGAUUUAACAGAAGGUAAAACUGGCCGGAAAUGGCUCGACUGACAACGGCG